AUGCGCACCUGGCGCGGCUUUGGCGGCCUGCCCACAGCUCCGCCUUCCCCAACCUCGCCCUUUCUCACACCGUCAACGUCGGCGCCACCGCCGUCAUCACCUUCCGAGGCGCUGCCCCGCGGCUGGCGCGUAACCGUCGGAUCUGCCGCCCACAGCCCUGGGGGUCGCAGCCUAGGUGCAAGUAGCCGUAGUCCCCACAGCGCGGCUGCCGCCGCCACCGGCGGCGGCAGCUAUGGCGGCGGCCCCGGCGAAGGCGGCAUGCCAUCCCCGGGGGGCGGCAGCCCAGGCCGCCGGGGAGUCUCACCGGUUCCUGCCGCUAGGAGCCGGCGGCGGCGGUGGCUGCUGGCGGCGGCGGCGGCGCUGCUGGCGGCGGCGUCACUCGUCCUGGCGUUCGUCAAGCCGUCAGCCGCUCCGGGCCGGCUGGGGUCGGGAAUGGCGGUGCUCGGAGGAGCAGCAGCAGCAACAGCGGUAUCUGCACUCGGAAAAAACUCCAAUACAUUGCUUGGCGGCGGCGGCGGAGGAGGAGGAGGACGAGGAGGAGGAGGAGGCGAGGAAGGAAGGGGAGGAGGAGCUGUCCCGGCCAGCGGCGGGGCGGAGUCCUCGGCCGCCUCCAAGGUGGGCGGCACGUACGGCAGCCCUGGCAGCAGCACCCGCCGCCGCGACGACGAAGACGGCGACGGCGACGGCGACACGCUGGGUGACGCGACCGAGGACGAGGAUACGGAAGUGUACGGCAGCAGCGGCAGCGGCAGUUCGAAAUCGGCGUCCGCUAGUGCCCGUGGUGGUGGCGGUGGUGGUUCCGGAGCCCUGCAUCAGGCCCGGGCGGCUCUGGCCGACCGCAAGGGUGGCGGCAUCCCUCGCAUCAUUCACCAGGUCACAGUCGUCACAGUCGCCACGGACGCCUUUCGGUCCUUCCGGCUCCUCCCGGUGCUCCGUGCCGACCUCGCGCGCUAUCUGGUGGUCUUCGCAUUCGGUGGCGUGUACGCGGACACGGACACGAUGUGCCUGCGCCCUGUGGAUGGCUGGACGGAUGACCUCUCACCCGCGAACGUAAGCGCCAUUGUGGGGGUGGAGGCGGACGCGGCGGACAUACCCCACUGGGAGAGGUACUGGGGUCGGCAGCUGCAGUUCUGUCAGUGGACCUUCGCCGCGGAGCCCGCGCACCCCUUGCUGGCGGCGGUGGUGUUCAGGAUCUCUCAGCUGUUGGAGCAACGCCCCGCGGAGCAGCUUAAUGUGGAUGACGUCAUCCAUGUGACGGGCCCAUCGGUCAUGUCGGACGCGGUGUACGAGUACCUGAAGUCCAAGGCAAGAGGAAGGGGAGGGGGCCAUGAGGGGCCCCUCGAGGGCCGUGACUGGCACGAGUUCCAGGGACUGACCCAUGGGACACUGGUGGACGAUCUACUGGUGCUGCCCAUCACCGCCUUCAGCCCGGGGGUAGGCCACAUGGGCGCUGGACCCGUGGGUCACCCCGAGGCGCGAGUGCAGCACUUGUUCGGGGGCAGCUGGCGCAAGCAGGGCGUCCCCAGCGUUGACGGCGCCAGCAGGCGAAGAGACGGCCCCCGCGGGUCCUCAUAA
Molecule: messenger RNA, 1575 nt
Organism: Volvox carteri f. nagariensis
Lineage: Eukaryota; Viridiplantae; Chlorophyta; Chlorophyceae; Chlamydomonadales; Volvocaceae
Exons: 8
Coding region: 1-1575 (524 amino acids)
Biological process (GO): protein N-linked glycosylation
Cellular component (GO): mannan polymerase complex
Molecular function (GO): alpha-1,6-mannosyltransferase activity
Source: RefSeq, a predicted model, not a curated record